ACAGAGGAUGUGUGUGUGUGUGUGUGUGUGUGUGUGUUUGUGUGUGUGUGUGUGUGUGUGUGUGUGUGUGUGUGUGAGUGUGAGAGAGAGAGAGAGAGAGAGAGAGAGAGAGAGAGAGAGGGAGAGAGAGAGAGAGAGAGAGAGAGAAAGAAUGUGAGUCAGAUGGGAGGGAAGAGGAGAGAUGAUGUCAAAGCAGCUGAGUUCAGAGAGUAAACAGAACUUGAGACUGCAGCAUGUGUUUAUCUAGAGUGCUUCAGGGGUGCAGCCUGCGGGCAUGCGGCAUUCUCUCCUCGAACUACAGCUGUCUGCCCGGCAUCACCCUCUUCAUUAUCCUCCUGCUGGCUCAAGGGACAGCCUGGCCAUAUGAUUACAGGUUCUUGUAUAACUACUGUCCGGGGCCAGAGUGGAGCAUAAUGUGCAGGGGAUGCUGUGAAUAUGAGGUCAUCCACUGUAAAUGUCCUCUUCAAGGGACCCCGGUUGGUUAUGCAGUGCCAUGCUGCCGUAACAUCAUAAAUGAAUGUGAUCCCUGCAUAAUACACCCUGGCUGCAGCAUAUUUGAAAACUGCAAGCGCUGUAACAAUGGCACCUGGGGCCCAAGGGAUGACUUUUUUGUGAAAGGGCAGUACUGUGCAGAGUGCCGGCCAGGAUGGUCUGGUGGGGAUUGUUUAACAUGUGGAGGGGUGAUUCAUAGGAGGCAGGGUCACCUGGUGCUAGAGAGUUACCCAACUAACGCCCGCUGUGAAUGGACACUGAGAGUGGACCAGCCAUUUACCAUUGAUCUAAGGUUUCUGAUGCUGAGCGUGGAGUUUGAUUACAGCUGUCAGUAUGACUAUGUGGAAGUAAGGGAUGGAGACAGCUUGAACUCGCGUGUAAUUGGUCGCUACUGUGGAAAUGAGAUACCUCCUCCAAUUAAAAGCACUGGCGAUUCUCUCCACAUUCUGUUUGUCUCUGAUGGUUACAAGAAUUUUGAUGGGUUUUUUGUCACCUUUCAGGAGAGCUCAGCAUGCAUAUCCUCUCCAUGUUUUCAUGAUGGCACCUGCAUCGCAGAGUCCUCACACUCUUUUUAUUGCACCUGUCUGGCUGGAUAUACUGGCAAAAGAUGUGAACAUGUGCUUGAGUGCAGAAGGCCAUUGAGUCCGGCCCAUGGGACAACAAAGCAUCUCGAUGUAAGGGUUGGAGGUCAUGCUAUGUUCAGCUGUGACUCUGGAUACACAUUACAGGGCUUUCAGGUGGCCAGCUGCCUGUUGGAUGGCUCAUGGAGUACACCGACUCCACAGUGUGUGUCUGACCAAAACUGUGGGAUUCCUCCAAAGCCAGAGAAUGGUGAUAAUUUCCUUGUUUAUGGACCAAAUGAUGUACUCAUCGCUGUCCAGUUUUACUGCUAUAAACCAUACAAACUAAAUGGAACUCAUCAGAGAAUCUGCCUGAGCAACAACACUUGGAGUGGGAUGGCACCUACCUGUGUGAAAGAGCUGGACAGUAAUCCGGCAUCAGAUAAACAAAACUCAAGCAAACCCACUGGAGAAGCAGAAAAGAAGUUACAACUACAAAAAGAAGACAAAGAAAUUAAACUACAAAAACCUACCUCUGGAAAGGAUAAGGUUGGACAAGAUGUAGAUUUGGACAUUAGGAAGGAAGUUGAAAAAGAAAAAUCUAAGGACAAAGAAGCAAAUAAAGAUACUGAUAGCAGCAUUAAUACAAUUAUUAAGAAGGAAACAGAAAAACACAAGGAUAACAUGAAACCCACUGAUAACCUAGAUAGCACAGAGAAAGUUGCAAAAAGUCCAACAAAAGGUUUGGAAAUAGACUUUGUAGAUAUUGUGUUGAUUGAUAGUAAGAGGGCCAAUCAGACAGGAAAAAAUAAAACAAAAGACCAAAAAAUAACUGAUGGUCCCCGAUACACAAUAUUAAGUUUUACUGAAGAUGAUAAAGAAAACAUUUUUUAUAAAGUAGAUACUAUAGGCACAGAAAAGAACACAGAAUCUGUUGAUAGCAAUGACAUAGAAAAAAGUCUGGAGACAACAGCCCAACAAGGAACACAAGAAAUGCAGACAGCUACUGUUGGCAAUAACAGAACGGAAAUAAUAUCAACAGUGAUCAAAGAACCUGAAAAAGUGUCAAAUAUUGGCAAAAAAACAGAAACGUUAAAAGUUAAUACAGUAAUUGAAAGGAUAACAAAAGAAGUCCCACCACAGGAAAGGAAAAAUGAAUCUCAACCAUAUGCAAUGACUGAAGGUGAAUUUGGGCAGACUGCUGGAACAGAGAACCUCGUAAUCACAGAGGAUAAAGGAGGACAUUGUCCUCCUUUGGCACCGUUGUAUAAUGGUUACUAUGAGUUGGUAACAGGCCAACUUCCUGAAACAGUCGAGUUUUUCUGCAACCACACUUAUGCUCUGAGCGGCAGUGCACGGAGGAUGUGUCAGCCUAAUGGUACCUGGACUGGAACCCAGCCCAUCUGUCUUAAAGCCUGUCGAGAGCCCAAGGUCUCUGUACUGGUCAAACAGAGAGUUCUGCCUCCACAGUUCCAAUCAAGGAAAACAGCUGUACAUAAGUUUUACUCCUCAUUUGGGAUGACCAAUUUCCUGAAUGAUGUACGGCCAACACGCAUCCCUCUCAGCCUACCCGCACUCUCACAUGGGUUUCACCAUCUCUACACACACAUUGAGUAUGAAUGCAUUUCACCAUACUACAAGCACUCUGGAAGUGCACACAGAACCUGUCUGAAGACUGGCAAGUGGAGUGGCCGUCACGUUUCCUGUUCACCAGUAUGUGGAAAGCUGACAAACUUUGACCAUCAGCACCCAGCAGAGACUAACUGGCCCUGGCUGGCUGCCAUCUAUCGUUUGCCUGCUUCAAGUAAACCAGGGAAACACUCAAGUGUGGCAGAGAUAAAGGGAAAAGAUGCUAAGCUGAUGGAGGAAGAGAUUGAUUUGGGUGAUUGGCAGCUCAUCUGCAGCGGAGCCCUGGUGAACCAGCGCAGCGUGGUAGUAGCUGCACACUGCAUCACAGAGUUGGGGAAACUAUAUCCACUUGACACAUCUGAAAUCAGAGUAGUGCUCGGCAAACAGUAUCGUAGUGAUCUGAGAAUGACCAAGGGAUUACAGCAGUUACGGGUAUCCUUUAUUACUCUGCAUCCAAACUAUGAUCCCUUGGUGCUGGAUUCAGAUGUGGCCAUAUUAAAGCUCUUGGACAAGGCUCGUAUUGGAGACUACGUGCUACCAAUCUGCCUACCAAAUGCUCAUGAGAUCACAGAAGACUCCCGACUAGGCAUAGUGACGGGUUGGUCCCUCUUAUUUGACAAGAGGGCUGGAGAUUUGGAGAAAGCCCGUGUUGGCCAUGUGACGCUGGGAGAUAUUGUUCAAUGUGAGCAGCAAUAUGCCAGUUAUGGUGUUCCAAUAAGUGUUACUGAAAACAUGCUGUGCGGGCGGCAGGGCAAAGGUUUUGAUCAGUCAAACAUUUGCCCGGCAGACACUGGAGGGAUUCUUAUUUUUCCACCCGUUUCCUCAGAUUCAAUUGUCACAUCUUACCAAGGACUGGCUUCACAAGAGUGGAAACUUCUGGGGUUGGUUAGUUUUGGAUAUGAUUCUUUAAACUGCAACCCGGAGCUUUAUACUGUGUACACUGGUAUUACAAAUUUUAUUGAAUUUAUAGAGGAGAAUAUGAAAUAGAGUGAUACACACAAAUCAAAAUAUCAAAAUGUUUCUGCUUCUUAUAAAAUUGGAUUAUAAGGUUAAUGCAUGGGAUAAUAUACACUGGACUAUCACUAUAUAUUGGGCAUGGACUCACUUCAAAACUUGUAAUUAACCAUUAUAAAGGAGAUAUAAAGAAAACUGUAGUCCUAAAGCAACAUACAUUUCUUAUUAUAUCUUAAGAUAUCUAAAUAUUUUAAAGUUAUAUCUCAAGAUGGGCACCAGUAAUGUUUUUUUCUAAGUGACUUUGAUCAAAGCUAUUUAAAUGUCCUAAUUUAAAGGACAACUAUGGUCUGAUUCACGAUUUUACAUUUCCUUUGGUGUGUAUGUGUGUAUUUGCACAUGUUAACCAUAUGCAAAAGGUACAAACCCCAAGGUAAACAAUGAUGCAAGUUAUCGUUUCCAACAUAACUCUCUUUUCUUGGACUACAACAAACACACGGAUUGUAGGCAAGUUUACUUCCUGAGCCUGUUGACAUGGACACGACAGUCAUUAUCAUAAUUCCUCCCGGUUUGACUCACAGCCUUUAAAUUAACUCCUGUCAGCAUUGCAUUGUGAGCGAAAUGUUUCCGGCUGAUGUCAGAGCUAUUCAGGCCAGUCACAAUGUACAGAUUAGCUGGCCAAUUAGAGACACAGUGCUUUUCAGAUCGAUGAGCUUUGUACAAAAUCAGAGCAUUUGAGGAAAGCAGGAUAUCUGGAGCUACAAAAAUGUACCUUAUGUAGAAAAGUUAAGAGUUUUAAGUUAAGAGCUUUGUUUACCAUAAACCAAACACAUUGUAUUAUACAAAAUACACAAAAUAAUGUUCUUUUUAGCAAAAUACACAAAAUAAUGUUGUUUUUAGCAAUGAAAUAGGUGCACUUUAACUAUGGCCUGGCUUAAUCUAAGCCUUGUCUAUGAACCAUUUGCUGACCUUAAGGUGCUCAGGUAAGUUAAGAAUUAUACAUAAAUUGUUAUAUUGUGUUAACCAUGGUCAAACAUGACUAAAUAAUGUAUUUAUUUCAUAAAUUGUCAUUAUGAUAACCUAGCUAAUAAUCAUAUAGUUUAACUGAGUUCGGAUUGUUAGCAACAGAUGAGACUGGAUAUACCGUGCAUGAUAAAUUACAUUUUUUCUGAAAUGCUAAAACACAUUUUUUAAAACCAGCACUUAUUUUCUUAUAACCUUAAACACAAAUCCAAAUUUUCAAACUAAAUUCACAAAACCCCUGACUCUUCCAGCUAAAUCUAACAAUCUCUUUAAAACCAUUUCAACUAUAGGGGUGAGUGGUGCACAAACUAACGUGGGGUUAAUUGUAACACAGCUUUUCUGUUUCAGAAUGGGAGGUAGGUUAAACCUGAGACAGUGGGGUUAGUCAAGCCUGUUUCAGAAGAAGAGGUAACUUAUACUCUGUUAACCUAACCUGGUCGGGAGCAGGUUUUAUCCUGGAAACUUUGAGUUUCUGGCAGUCUCUUUUCCAUUUUUAAAGGAGUAGCUGUGUUUAAUCUUGUUAGUUGCUUUUGUACAUUCAUUCAUUGCGCACAUUUUUAUUACUUACACUGUAAAAUAUGUUUUUAGCUGUCUUUAAAUUAUAAUCAAAUUACCAGUGCAAAUCAUUUUACCUUAGUGUUUAUAUAUUUUAUAAAUUACACUCAAAUAAAAAAUUUAACAGUAGCUAUAUUGUAAUGACUAAGCCAAAUUGAUAUAGGCCUACCUAGGUGCAGAGACCAUCUAAGUGACUAAAAUUUUAAGUGCUUUUAUAGAGGAUCCUGUUGAUGAUGAUGUUGCAUUCAUUUGUAGGAAGUUACAUUUAUGUUGCGAGAGGAUUUUGAGACCCCAAGUGUUUUUUGUCAUAACCAUUUGCAUUUAUGUGAGCGGAAUUAUUAUUUUUUUUACAGUCAUUUUAGAUAUAUAAAUAUACUUACAUGACUAAUAUCAGCCUUUGUGGCUGUGCUCUUACAUCUGAACAGUUGCCUUUACAUUUCUUAUGAACACACUCAUCAUUAUCCCUGGUCCAGUGAGUAGUAGUAGUGCUGUGCGCAGUGGUCAGUGCAGACAUACUGUCGGCGAUCUGAGUUCAAAUACCGGCUUGCCGUAUUUCUGUUUUAUUCAUGACAAACAUUUGUAUAGUAAAGUUAUUUAAGUCAACUCAGAGUUCAAUUUUUACCUCAAUGUUGGUUGAUUCUCCUUAUUGUAACGGGCCCCUGGUAUUCUUAUUGGUCAGUAUUGUGUAUUUAUUUACUUCCUGUUUUCCCCUUGUUACGUUCCAUUGGUUUAUGUUAUGGUGUUUAUGCCCUGAGGUUUCGUGUUUUGUUUGCUUGCUUGUUUAAAUAAAUUCAUUAACUGCA
Molecule: messenger RNA, 6013 nt
Organism: Misgurnus anguillicaudatus (oriental weatherfish)
Lineage: Eukaryota; Metazoa; Chordata; Actinopteri; Cypriniformes; Cobitidae
Gene: pamr1b
Product: peptidase domain containing associated with muscle regeneration 1b
Biological process (GO): proteolysis
Molecular function (GO): serine-type endopeptidase activity
Source: RefSeq, a predicted model, not a curated record